CCUUUAUUUUAUCACUUUCUGCGCUUUCAAUUGAAUUGCCCUGUUGUCUGAGGGAGAAGUGCACUGCUUGCCUGCUUGCGACGGUGACUUGAUCUGUAGACCGCUGUGUUGCGCGAACAAGGCUACGGAGGAAAUCUGUGCACCGCAACAUCUUCAGUCAAUUCGAUUUAUGUCCACCUAGUUGAAAGGAAUAUCUGCAACUGCAGGAGGACUAUCCCAGGAUCGAACACACAAAUAGCCCAGUAGACAACACUAGGAUUCAGAAUCUUUCCUAGUUUGACGUUUUGACUAUCAGGAAAGAGUCUGUUGGAGACGGAAUUCAGCUAUGGUUUCCGAUACGACGAUCUAUCAAAGCUAUCUUUUAUGAACUUUUUUCUGUUUUGGAAGUAAGCAAGUUUUAAGCGGGCCAUCUGCUGGAAUAGCAUCAUAAUUGUACCUAAACUAAAGGGAAUAAAAUGCCGGACCAGAUCACAGUGUCGGAGUUCAUAGCCGAAACGAAUGAAGACUAUAAAGCGCCCACAGCUUCAAACUUCACGACGCGAAUGUCUCAUUGUAGGAAUAGUGUGACUGCUCUGGAGGAGGCAUUGGAUGUGGACCGUAGCGUGCUGUAUAAGAUGAAGAAGUCAGUCAAGGCCAUCUACACCUCUGGUCUGGCUCACGUGGAGAAUGAGGAGCAGUACACCCAGGCGCUGGAGAAGUUUGGAGAGAACUGUGUAUACAGAGAUGACCCAGACCUGGGCUCCGCGUUCCUGAAGUUUUCCGUCUUCACCAAAGAGCUCACGGCCCUUUUCAAGAACCUGUUUCAGAACAUGAACAACAUCAUCACCUUCCCACUGGACAGCCUGUUGAAGGGGGACCUUAAAGGAGUGAAGGGGGACCUGAAGAAGCCUUUUGAUAAAGCCUGGAAAGACUACGAGACCAAAGUCUGCAAAGGACAUUCUUUACUGAGAGGCACCAAGAUCGAGAAGGAGAAGAAGGAGCAUGCUCGACAGCACGGCAUGAUCCGCACGGAGAUCAGCGGCGCCGAGAUCGCAGAGGAGAUGGAGAAGGAGCGGCGCUUCUUCCAGCUGCAGAUGUGCGAGUAUCUCCUCAAAGUGAAUGAGAUCAAAAUCAAGAAAGGGGUGGACCUUCUCCAGAACCUCAUCAAGUACUUCCAUGCACAGUGCAACUUCUUCCAGGACGGUCUGAAGGCAGUGGACAACCUGAAGCCCUCCAUUGAGAAGCUGGCCACUGACCUGCACACAAUCAAACAGGCACAAGAUGAGGAACGCAAGCAGCUAACUCAGCUGAGAGAUGUGCUCAAGUCUGCACUUCAGGUGGACCAGAAGGAGUCUAGGAGAGAUUCUCAGGUGAGACAGAGCGCCACCUACAGUCUGCACCAACCACAGGGCAACAAGGAGCAUGGCACAGAGAGGAGCGGGAACCUCUACAAGAAAAGUGACGGCUUGAGGAAGGUGUGGCAGAAGAGGAAGUGCUCGGUGAAGAACGGCUACCUGACCAUAUCACAUGGCACGGCGAACCGACCGCCAGCCAAGCUCAACCUCCUGACCUGCCAGGUCAAGCACAACCCAGAGGAGAAGAAGAGCUUUGACCUCAUCUCACAUGACAGAACGUAUCACUUCCAGGCAGACGAUGAGGCGGAAUGUCAGAUAUGGAUCUCUGUGCUGCAGAACAGUAAGGAGGAGGCGCUCAACAACGCCUUUAAGGGCGACCAGCACGUGGGCGAGAACAACAUUGUGCAGGAGCUCACCAAGGCCAUCGUUGGGGAGGUCAAGCGGAUGACCGGCAACGACGUCUGCUGCGACUGUGGAGCUCCAGGUCCUACCUGGCUCUCAACCAACCUGGGCAUCCUCACCUGCAUCGAAUGUUCCGGCAUCCACCGCGAGCUGGGCGUACACUACUCCCGAAUACAGUCGCUCACGCUGGACGUCCUGAGCACCUCCGAGCUUCUGCUAGCUAAGAACGUGGGGAAUGCAGGCUUCAACGAGAUCAUGGAAGCCUGUCUGACUGCGGAAGAUGUGGUCAAACCCAACCCAGCCAGUGACAUGCAGGCGAGGAAGGACUUCAUCACGGCCAAGUACACAGAGAAGCGCUUCGCCAGGAAGAAGUGCCCCGAUGUCACGUCCAAGCUGCACACGCUGUGCGACGCGGUGAAGGCGCGCGACAUCUUCUCCCUCAUCCAAGUGUACGCCGAGGGAGUGGACCUGAUGGAGCCCAUCCCCCUGGCCAACGGACACGAACACGGAGAAACGGCUCUUCACCUGGCGGUCCGACUGGUAGACAGGACGUCACUGCACAUCGUGGACUUCCUGACGCAGAACAGCGUGAACCUGGACAAGCAGACGGCCAAAGGCAGCACGGCCCUGCACUACUGCUGCCUGACGGACAACAGCGAGUGCCUGAAGCUGCUGCUGCGCGGGAAGGCCUCCAUUGACAUCGCUAAUGAGGCAGGAGAGACACCAUUGGACAUCGCCCGGCGGCUCAAGCACAUUCAGUGUGAGGAGUUGCUCAACCAGGCGCUGGCGGGGAAGUUCAACGCUCACGUGCACGUGGAGUACGAGUGGCGUCUCCAGCACGAGGACCUAGACGAGAGUGAUGAAGACCUGGAUGAAAAGCCAAGCCCCCACCGGCGCGACGAGCGUCCGGUCAGCUGCUACACGCCGGGCUCCUCUCUCCAGCCCAGCCCGGCCUCGCUGGCACGGGACGCCGCCAGCCUGGUGAAGGACAAGCAGCGGGGUUUUGUGCCCAACCUGGUCAACAACGAGACCUACGGCACCAUCCUCAACACCAACCCCACGCCAGCAGGCCCGGGGGGCAUCACCGCAGCACCCCCGCUGCCCCCGCGGAACAUAGGGCAGCUGGCUGUUAUGGGCGGUCUGGUGCAGACGGUGACGUCGGGGUGGAAGCCGGGCUCCAAAGACCUGUCAGGCAGGCAGAGGUCAUCCUCCGACCCCCCAAACAUGCACCCUCCAGUGCCCCCCAUGCGCGUCACCUCCACCACCAUCCUGGGACCCAACGCCCCUCCCCCCGUGGCCAAGACGGUCAGUGUGAUGGAGGCCAUGAACAUGCAGCCAAAGACAGGACAGGGCACCAACCGAGGCCCCCCCUCAUCCAGCAUGGACAAAUUCAACAGAGGACCCCCGCUUCACUCCGGCUCCAUUGAGAGACCAGGUAGAUGUCAGAGAAACAUGUUCAACUCUAAGGAAGUUCCCGGCCCCCAUAACACCAUCAGCCAAUCGCUGCCCCCGGCCCCAGUGCCGCGAAAGCCGGGGUACUCGAAACAGAGGCCGAAGCGGGUGAAGGCUCUCUUCAACUGUGUGGCGGACAAUCCAGACGAGCUGACCUUCACCGAGGGCGAGGUGAUCGUGGUGGACGGGGAGGAGGACCAGGAGUGGUGGCUGGGCCACAUAGAAGGUGAGCCGAUGAGGAAGGGCGCGUUUCCUGUCACCUUCGUGCUCUUCAUAUCGGACUGACAAGCGGAGGUCACGGACACAGAGCGAGGCUGACGAGGUCGCCCUUUCCCGCCGAGAAGCGACUGUCGAGGUCUUCCUCUGUUCCAUCUUCAUCAUCGUCACAAUCAUCUUCGCAGUCAUGAAGCCAGUGCCUGUGCCGGUGCUUCCUGAGCAUCUGCAUUUGACAGCGUGACUUCACGGCAGCUUGUGACAUGACGGCACGCGCCCACCUUAAUAGGAAUGUCUCGCCUUCGUCAUCAUCAUCAUCGUCGUUGUCAUCGUCUCUCCUGUACAAGCUCUCGGCACUCAUGGGAACAUGUUUCGUUGCAUUAUCUUUUUGGUCCUUGUUUUUCUCCUUUUGUUCCGGCUGUGGCGAAAAACA
This is a messenger RNA of Clupea harengus (Atlantic herring), 3834 nucleotides long. It is a transcript of the gene asap2a, whose product is annotated as ArfGAP with SH3 domain, ankyrin repeat and PH domain 2a. Bases 456 to 3473 code for a protein of 1005 amino acids. The record is from RefSeq and is a predicted model, not a curated record. Gene Ontology annotation, cellular component: cytoplasm. Gene Ontology annotation, molecular function: GTPase activator activity; protein binding. The transcript has 30 exons. Lineage: Eukaryota; Metazoa; Chordata; Actinopteri; Clupeiformes; Clupeidae. Gene Ontology annotation, biological process: positive regulation of GTPase activity.